AUGUCCGACUACGACUCCACCAACGGCGACGCGUCGCUCUCCCCCAACGGCACCAGCAGGAUGAACGGCUCCAGUCCCUCCCUCCAGCAGCCCGCGACGUCCCCCGGCCCCGACGCCGCCCUCUCCUCCAUCAUCCGGAAAAAGCUCAUGGGCUUUGUCGGCUUCGCCAACCUGCCCAACCAGGUCCACAGGAAGAGCGUUCGCAAGGGCUUCCAGUUCACCACCAUGGUUGUUGGCGAGUCUGGCCUUGGAAAGUCCACCCUCGUCAACACCCUGUUCAACACCACGCUCUACCCCGCGAAGGUGCCCCUUCCCCCCCACGCUGAGCGCCCCUCGACGGUCGCCAUUGAGAGUAUCAGUGCCGACAUUGAGGAGAACGGUGUUCGCCUGCGCCUCACUGUCGUCGACACCCCUGGUUUCGGCGAUUUUGUCAACAACGAUGAGUGCUGGAAGCCUAUCGUGGAGAACAUUGAGGCUCGCUUCGACUCUUACCUCGAGCAGGAGAACAGGGUCAACCGGCAAAAAAUCGUGGACAACCGCGUCCAUGCUUGUCUCUACUUCAUCCAGCCCACCGGUCACUCGCUGAAGCCGAUUGACAUUGAGUUCAUGCGCCAACUUCACACGAAAGUGAACUUGAUUCCGAUCAUCGCCAAGUCGGAUACCCUUACCGACGAGGAGGUUGCCGAGUUUAAGGCCAGGGUGCUGGCCGACAUCCAAUACCACAACAUUCACAUUUUCGAGGCCCCCACGUACGAGAAUGAGGAUGAGGAGGCUGUCGCGGAGGCCAAGGAGAUUGCGAGCAAGAUCCCCUUCGCCGUCGUUGGCUCCGACAAGCUGGUGAAGACGCCAGAUGGCCGUGAGGUCCGCGGACGCGCAUACCCCUGGGGUGUUGUUGAGGUCGACAACGAGGACCACUGCGACUUCGUUAAGCUCCGCCAGAUGCUCGUCCGGACUUACAUGGAAGAGCUCCGGGAGUACACCAACGACGUCCUCUACGAGAACUGGCGGACGGAGAAGCUGCUCAGCAUGGGUGUCGUUCAGGAUUCUACCGUCUUCAAGGAGAUCAACCCUGCUAUCCGUAUCCAGGAGGAGCGCAUCAUGCACGAGGCUAAGCUCGCGAAGAUGGAGGCGGAGAUGAAGAUGGUCUUCCAACAGAAGGUGCAAGAGAAGGAGGCUAAGCUCAAGCAGUCUGAGGAGGAGCUUUACGCCCGGCAUCGCGAGAUGAAGGAGGCGCUUGAGAAACAGCGUCUUGACCUCGAGGACAAGAAGAGGCGGAUUGAGAGUGGCCGUCCGUUGACACCCGAGAAGGCGAGCACUGGGCGCAAGAAGAACUUCCUGCGCGGCGGUUAA
Messenger RNA from Trametes versicolor FP-101664 SS1, 1350 nucleotides. Its product is annotated as cell division control/GTP binding protein. Gene Ontology annotation, molecular function: molecular adaptor activity; GTP binding; GTPase activity. The record is from RefSeq and is a predicted model, not a curated record. The transcript is spliced from 8 exons. Gene Ontology annotation, cellular component: septin complex; cytosol; septin ring. Gene Ontology annotation, biological process: cytoskeleton-dependent cytokinesis. Bases 1 to 1350 code for a protein of 449 amino acids. NCBI's taxonomy places the organism in Eukaryota, Fungi, Basidiomycota, Agaricomycetes, Polyporales, Polyporaceae.